AAAGAGCUUGAUACUUCAAUACUGGUGUUCAGACUUUGGUGUCUUGAGUCUUUUUGCAAGGUCUGAUCUCAUCAAAGCCAUGAGCAAUGCCUCUGUGGUGAGCGAGUUUAUCCUGCUGGGCAUCCCUCACACAGAGGACCUGGAGACUGAGCUCUUUGUCCUGUUUUUGUUCUUCUACAUCUUCACCCUUGUGGGAAACCUGCUCAUCCUACUGGCAAUCGUCUCCUCCACCCAACUUCACACUCCCAUGUACUUCUUCUUGUGUAAACUGUCUGUGUUUGACAUAUUCUUCCCUUCUGUGAGUUCCCCCAAGAUGCUCUUCUACCUCUCAGGGCAUAGCCGAGCCAUCUCCUAUGCAGGUUGUGCAUCCCAGCUCUUCUUCUAUCAUUUCCUGGGCUGUACUGAGUGUUUCUUGUACACAGUGAUGGCGUAUGACCGCUUUGUUGCCAUAUGCCACCCUCUACGCUACAAGGUCAUCAUGAGCCACAGAGUAUGUGCCAUCCUGGCCAUGGGUACCUCAUUUUUUGGCUGUAUUCAGGCCACCUUUCUGACCACUCUCACCUUUCAGUUGCCCUACUGUGGCCCCAAUGAAGUGGACUAUUUCUUCUGUGACAUCCCCGUGAUGCUGAAGCUGGCUUGUGCAGAUACCUCAGCCCUGGAGAUGGUGGGGUUUAUCAGUGUGGGUCUCAUGCCCCUCAGCUGCUUUCUUCUCAUCUGCACCUCCUACAGUCGCAUUGUGUACUCUGUCCUGCAGAUCCGCUCUGCAGAGGGCCGACGUCGUGCCUUCUCCACCUGCAGUGCCCACCUCACUGCCAUCCUACUGUUCUACAUGCCAGUGGUGCUCAUCUACUUGAGGCCAACCCCAAGCCCAUGGCUGGAUGCAACUGUUCAGGUCCUGAAUAACCUGGUCACCCCUAUGCUGAAUCCCUUGAUCUACAGCCUCAGGAAUAAGGAGGUAAAAUCCUCUCUGAGGAAAGUCCUACAUCAACUGGGCUGUCUUCCUGAGCAGUCAUAGAGAGAGAACAGUGGCAUGCACUUUAAUUCUACUUUGUAGCUCAUAAAAUAUUUUUAUGUGGUUCUCACAAAUACUUUUCAAUUUGAGAGUGCAGGUGUUAUUAUAAUUGUCUCCAUUUCACAAUGUAGGGACUAAGAUUUAAAGAGGUAAAGUAACUUGUCAAAGGAUGCAUAAGGAGUAAUGGCAGAAUGAAGACCCUAGGACUGAUUUCCUGAUGCUGGGACCUGUGCUCUCUGGAGGCAUCAUUUCUCUGAUGAGGGAAGAAAGGGAUUUGCCACACUAGGCAGGAGGACCUGCAUCUUCUACUUCUCAAUCUUCAUUUUCUUCACCCACCUACACCUCCUUCUCCUUUGUUUUUUCCCCUCACCGUGACACUUCUUAAUCUUGCCUGCAUUGAUUGUCUCAUCAAAUGCCCGAAUUGAAUAAACUAUUGUUGCAUUGCUCCAGAGGUUGUUGAAACAUGGUAGAGAUGCCUCCCAAUGGCUUUCAAUAGCACCCUAAAAAUGAAGUUGUGUGAAGAGAAGGACUUGUAGCAGGGACUGGAGGCAGGUUUCUUAUGAAUGAAGCAAAGAUACUAGUGUACUGUUGUCACUCACAAACCCUAUCUAUUGGGCAUUGUCCUGGAAGCAGGUUCUAGCUGUAGCAGUACA
Phyllostomus discolor (pale spear-nosed bat) is the source of this 1665-nucleotide messenger RNA. Its product is annotated as olfactory receptor 149-like. Gene Ontology annotation, biological process: G protein-coupled receptor signaling pathway. Gene Ontology annotation, molecular function: olfactory receptor activity; G protein-coupled receptor activity. The record is from RefSeq and is a predicted model, not a curated record. The coding region runs from base 80 to 1015 and encodes 311 amino acids. NCBI's taxonomy places the organism in Eukaryota, Metazoa, Chordata, Mammalia, Chiroptera, Phyllostomidae. Gene Ontology annotation, cellular component: membrane. The transcript has a single exon.